Molecule: messenger RNA, 5037 nt
Organism: Cryptotermes secundus
Lineage: Eukaryota; Metazoa; Arthropoda; Insecta; Blattodea; Kalotermitidae
Product: cytosolic carboxypeptidase 1
Exons: 19
Coding region: 893-3754 (953 amino acids)
Biological process (GO): protein side chain deglutamylation; C-terminal protein deglutamylation; proteolysis
Molecular function (GO): zinc ion binding; metallocarboxypeptidase activity
Source: RefSeq, a predicted model, not a curated record
UCCAGUAUAUAUAUUUUAAAAUUGUUUAUGCCUGCAUGAAUCUGGUACAUCCUUAACAGAAGUGUUCCCCCAUAAAGUGGUCUGUGGACUUCUGCCAGUCCAUGGCUUAACUGAUGCCAUAAAAUUUGUAGUUAGUGUUAUGUGUGUUACUACAAUUUGAAAGAUCACUAUUUUAAGACUAAUGACUUUUUUUUCAUUCUUCAUUUCAUUUUAAUGACUAGAUAAUUUGUGUUGAAUAUCGCUGUUUUCUUUUCAUCCCUUCCUUUUGUGGCAUUUAGUAAUGUGACUGACCAAUCGGUAAGGAAAAGGACAAUAAGUCUUGUGGUAAUCUGCUGUAGCUCCCAGAAACAGAGAGAUGGGGAUAGUUUUCAAGAUCAAAAUUCUUGGAAUGCAUGACUGGCAGCCAAGAUUAUUUCAUAUGUCCAAUGCAUAAUUUUAUAAUUUUGAAAGUUUUGUAUCAGUGAUGUGGCAUCACUGUCAUUUUAAUACUGCAGAGACAUUCACUUUUGUAUUGUGAAUAAAUAUGUUUAAACAUGUCAGUAUAAUUACAUCUGUAGACUGUUACCUCUUUUGGAUUGAGAUCUUCACAGCAGGGACUAUGAAGAGUUCUGUCUUCUGGGAUAUAACACCAUGUAGUCUGAUAGAAGUUUACUUCUACUGGAUUACAAGGCAUCACAUCCCAGUACUCUGUAACCUGUCUCAACUUAAUUAGGAAGAUUCCAAAUUUUCAGUGAAGACUCGAUUGGUUGGGGCUACUAAAACAUUCCAUAAUUUGUUGAAAACUUACUACAAUCACAAUAAACUAUUAUACCCAGUUCUACUUGUGAUCAAGUGUUUGGCCAGAAGCUCUUCCACAACAUCAGUUUUGGUUAGAGAUGGAAUAGUAGCUACUAUGGAGAAGAUCAUUGUCAGCAAUGGGUUCACUCCUAAUUCCAAGCUCAGAUUAUCAUUAAAUGUGAUCAACUAUCUCACCAAAAACAGACUCUGCUGUGUUCGAACAGUAAAGAGUGGAUUGCUGGUGGUCUUGUUACGAAUAUUUGAACGCUGGGAACGCUAUGAAGGAAAAAUAUGUCUGAAGAUUUGCAGCUAUAUUCUUACCACACUACAACACCUUUGUUCUACAAAAAUUGGCCGUAAAAAUGUUUGUACACUUAAUGGUAUGAACUUACUUCAUAAAUUCAGUAUACACUGCCCAGAAGACAAAAGUUAUGAUUCACUCCUUGCCCGUGUGUGCUAUAUCAUUAACAUAUGUCUGGAUAGGAAGCAGCUACCUGUACAGACUAUAUCAAGUCCAGCAACUUUCACCUUGCCAACCCUAAAGGAAGUCUACAGUUGUAGUGAAAUGGCUAUUACAGGAAAACAUGCUGCUUCAUCUCAUGAGGCAAGCCCAGGAUCUGAUGAAGAUAGCUAUGAAGAUUUCAUGCAAGACAAAAAUGUUAAUAGUGAUGAUGAUGAUGAUGAAGAAGUAGAAGAGGAAGAAGAAAAAGCAGAAGAGAGCAAUGAUGAUGAUUAUUUUUAUGAAGAAAAGAGUAAGAAUAAAACCUGUAAUCUAGGUCUUCCAAUUCAACGAGGCGUAGAAGAUAUUACUGGGUAUUCACAUUAUUUCCAAGAAUUUGGAAAUCUUAUAGACGAGAACAGCAAAAAUAUGUUACAGAAAUCCUGUGUACCUAUGGAUAAUAGUCUGCAAUCCUAUGGAAGUUUUCAGUUCAAACAGAAGAAUUGCCAUGAGAAAAUUAAUAGUGAUGUCACAUGUAAUCAGUUCUUCCUGUAUAAAACUCCUUCCUUGACUGAUGAUGCACAUGAAAGAAAGUCAAUGAAGAACUAUGACAGUUCAUUCAUUGAUAACAGUGUGUCCUGUAAUAAAAGGAGCAAGGAAAAUCAGAAUACAAUGAACCCUAUCAGUUCUGUUUUGUCAACACUGGGGCCUCAUAAGAAUGGAGUUGCAAUGGAGCCAAUUUCAAAGAGAAACAGCAUUCCUAAUCAUGUGAUGGUGAAAGGCUUGGAUGUAAUUGCUGACAUUUCCAAAGACUCUGACUUUCAUAGCGUUUAUGUCAAGAUAGCAACACGUGUGAACAGUGUCAUACCAUUCGUUAAGAUGGCUUACCCAGACAUGAUGGGUGGCAACAGCUCCAAUACCCUUGAACCACUGAAUGUUAAAGACCGUAGAGUCUGCAGAGCUAAACUUCUGGCUUGUGUAGAGCGAGGAAUUGCCGAGUUUGAGGGUGCAAACAAAGAGGUGUAUGACCUGGAUGCUCUUAUCACAGAACUUCCUGCACAAAAGCAAAGUAGCAAUACAGAUAGGUUGCUCUUUAAUUCAGACGAGGUUCAUCUAGGCCAGAAAGUCACAACUAAGACUCACCUAUGUUUUGAGUCACGUUUUGAAAGCGGAAACCUUCGGAAAGCCUUCCAGAUUUCUUCUAAAGAGUAUGACCUGAUCCUCAUGCCAGAUGUCAACUCCACUCGCCAUCAUCAGUGGUUUUAUUUUGAAGUUAGCAACAUGGAAGCUAAUGUUCCGUAUGUCUUCAAUAUUGUCAACUGUGAGAAGCAGAAUAGCCAAUUCAACUAUGGUAUGAAACCAAUCAUGUAUUCUGUCCGUGAGGCUAUUUUGGGGCGUCCAGGAUGGGUUCGUGUGGGUACUGACAUCUGCUACUACCGGAACUGCUAUCAGAACCCAUCAUCACGCAAACCACGUUCAUACCUUACAACAACAUUCAAAAUUACUUUCCCACAUUCAUAUGAUGUCUGCUACAUUGCGUAUCACUAUCCAUACACAUAUUCACAGCUGCUGGCUCACAUAUGGAAAUGGUCUCAAACUGUGGAUCCUGCUUCCAUUUAUUUCCGUGCAGAAUCUGUUUGCUUGUCUUUGAACAAAAAUGAAACUCCACUGAUCACUAUUACGGCACCGGAAUCAGAUACCAAUCCAAUUGUGAUGAGGGAAAUUAUUUUCCUCACUGCUCGAGUGCACCCAGGUGAGAGCAACUCCUCGUGGGUGAUGCAUGGAACACUUGAGAAACUGCUAAGCAGUUCUUCAGCAGCUGUUAGUCUGCGCAGUAAGUUUGUGUUCAAGAUAGUCCCAAUGCUCAACAUGGAGGGAGUUAUAAAUGGCUGCCACCGCUGUGGACUGACAGAUGAGGAUCUCAAUCGACGUUGGAGUAACCCAAACCAGCAUCUGCACCCUGUUAUUUAUCAUACUAAAGGUCUACUUGAAUACUGUGUAUAUGUUCUAAAGAAGCCACCAUAUGUGUUCUGUGAUUAUCAUGGACAUUCACGCCAUAAGAAUGUGUUCUUAUAUGGAUGUUCAAAUUCUGAUAGUUGGUGUGAAACUGAUCGUUCAGUGCCUGAUAAUCCUGCAGAUUACCUUCUUCUUCCUCAGCUGAUGCAGCAUUUCUCCCCAGCAUUUGCUCUGCAACUCUGCAGCUUCAGCAUUGAACGUGGACGGGAGUCAACAGCUCGAGUUACCCUGUGGCGCGAAUUUGGUAUCAAAAGGAGUUAUACAAUGGAGAGCAGCUACUGUGGCUUUGAUCAGGGACUGUAUGAGGGACACCAUGUGGACAUAAUACGCUUGAAGGAAAUUGGAGAACAUUUCUGUGAUGCACUCGCCUGUCUGCACAAUGAGCCCUACUGGAGAACAGAUGUCAUUCCAUUCAGUGCAGGAUCAUUAAGGCUUGAUCUCCAAGGAGGACUUCCACAAUCUGUCCUUGAAGUCAGUGAGUCAGAGCGAAGUGACUGCAGUGAAUGCGAAGAACACUGUUGAUGUGUAUGGAGAGAUGGUUACAUGAAUUCAUGUAUGUUGCUGCACUGAGAACUGAGACAAUUUCAGUAUUUUCAGUAGAGUGAUACCAAUAAACAUUUAUGUUUCAAAUACAGAGCUUUAUUUCAUAAUAUUAUAAAAUAGUAAAAAGUCACUAACAUGUACAUUUCUAAUAUUCAUGAAAUCUCCAUGUUACAGUUUCAGUAAUACCAGAAUAUUUGAAAGGUUUAUUAGUAAUUACUACAAUAAUAGUAUUAAACAAACGGAAGUGAAUUGUGCAAUUGUAUUUAAAGAUAUAUGCUAUAUAUAUAUAUGUAUAAAUAAAAUGAAUUAUUCUUACAGUAAGCAAAGCUUUUCAUAUCCAACAACCUUUAUGUUAACAUAAGUUUGUAAGUUGAGAAUAAAUCAUAUAGAGUAAUGGAUUUAUAGGCAAAGACUCUCAUAUAAUGCUGUCAGAAGAGAGACUGAAGGAAUACAUUGAAGGACAUUGCCAUCCUUUCACUUGCUGCUUAGGGUAGUGUGACUUCCUUCCAUUUCCUUCCCUCUUUCUUUUAUGCAACUUUUAUGCAGGCAUUUACCCUGAGUUCUUGAACAGCAUGCAUGUCAGUUGCAUGGUUAGUUCACACAUUUAAGAGAGAGGAGGAAAGAUCAGCAAAAGUGUGCAAGAAGAAUGAAGGUAUUAGGAGGAAUGAGAAACACUUUAUUUGAUGGCAGAAAGAACAUCACUUUUUAUUUAAAUAGUAACAAGUAGUGGCUUGAGACAGGGGUAAUACAAUUUUUAUUUUUUGACUGUAAAUGUAUAAUAACCAAUCAUAUUAGAGCUUAGCUUCAGUCACUAUGAAACUACAGUGGGUGACAGUCAUUUGUUGAUCAAGUGCACUGUUGCAUGUUUCACUUGCAAUUUUUGUUCCACUGGUAUAGUGUUCCUGGGUGUACUCUUGCAUGUAGUCGGGCCACUUUAGCUUGCGCCCAUGCAUAUUGCUGCACAACACCUUUCUGCUGGUACUGGUACAUACUUUAUCACAUGCAGGCAGUGCCAGGUAUCAUCAGGACUGUAAUAGGUAGCACAUCAGCCUAUUAUUCAGAAUAUCCUGAAUUUGUUCCCAGCCAUCACCUCUAACUUUACAACAGCUCCAUCCAACAUAAAACUUGUGUAGUGAUUGAAUAAUACCAUACCUGUAUGGAAUCAUGUGUGCAAUGUAAUGGUGUAAUUAUGAAUUUACUUGGCAGUGCUUUGUAAAUGGAAUAUGAACCUGUGUCAUUAAACUGAAGGUAGUUAAAUUCAU